Messenger RNA from Zophobas morio, 3162 nucleotides. It is a transcript of the gene Ir8a, whose product is annotated as ionotropic receptor 25a. The record is from RefSeq and is a predicted model, not a curated record. Gene Ontology annotation, cellular component: plasma membrane; postsynaptic density membrane. Gene Ontology annotation, biological process: synaptic transmission, glutamatergic; modulation of chemical synaptic transmission; monoatomic ion transport. The transcript has 11 exons. Lineage: Eukaryota; Metazoa; Arthropoda; Insecta; Coleoptera; Tenebrionidae. The coding region runs from base 222 to 2828 and encodes 868 amino acids. Gene Ontology annotation, molecular function: glutamate receptor activity; transmitter-gated monoatomic ion channel activity involved in regulation of postsynaptic membrane potential.
CAUAUAUUUGUUGUAUGCAAGUUACGGACGCCCUAUAUAUAGAUGUCAAAACACGGAUUAACAAAAAUGUAUUUACGCGUUUCGUGGAUGGCAAAUAUACAUAGUGUCAAGGUUAACUGAUAAGUCAACAACUUAAAAAAUUAAACUGCUCCAAGGAAAACAUUAAUAAACAUAAUGGUCCCCCUAAUGAUUAAUGACAUAAAAACUAACAUGAUAAGUGAAUGCAAAAACUGCAAGAUAACAAGUGUCAAAAGAAUCUUAAUGAAUUUUUUUUUAUUCCAGUCAUUUUAAAGGAAGAAACAGGACAAACUCACGUUUUACAAUGGAUAAACAAAAUUUUUGCUUCUCAAGAUGACUUUCAACUAGAACCCAUCGUUGUAGAUCUUAGUGGAGAGGAAACAGAUCGGGAUAAAGUGUGCGAAAUUUUGCCCAACGAUGGUACCCUAAUCAUCGAUUUGACGUGGUCUGGAAACGAAGAAGCGGAAAAAGUGGCCGUGGAAACCGGAAUUCCAUACGUCAAGAUAGACGUUUCAAUUAGUCCUUCGUUGCUCCUUCUAGACAAAUUUCUAGAAUAUAGAAACUCCACAGACGUGACUCUAAUUUUUGACAACCCUAACAAAGUAGACGAAGCCCUCUAUUUCUGGAUUGACACGACCCUUCUACGCAUGGUGAUAUCAGAAAACCUAGACAAAACCUCUGCAAACAGACUCAAAAGCAUUCGACCCAUUCCGAACAAUUUCGCCAUUUUGGCGACAACUUCCAACAUGGAAGAGCUUUUCGAAACGGCAGUUGAAGAAAAUCUAGUAACGUUACCCGAGCGCUGGAAUUUGCUUUUCCUAGAUUUCCAACAAAAGGAAUUCAAUAGAGAACUAGUACGAAAUUUACCCAUCAAUCUUCUGUACAUAGAAGAAGAAAUAUGCUGCAAAUUCCUCAAGACUGAGCAAUGCGAGUGUCCGCACGAUUUCAAUUUGCAAGAAAAUUUUCUAGUUCUAGCUACAGAUUUAGUGAAGAGGGUUCUGCACACCAUGGUUAGUGACGACGUUGAGCUUACGACAAACCUUAGUUGCGACAGUCGAUACAAUGAAGACGCCAGGAGCAAGUUCUACACACUUCUGCAACAAGAAGUAGAUCUAGAACCGCUAAUCUAUAAAGAAAAUUUUGGGUUGUAUGUUAACAUUGAAGGCACCAUAGAAGCAAACUCGGAAAAAGUAGCUGAAUAUAAUUACAAAACGGGAGUGACGGUUGUGGAUGGCAAACAAAUCAAACCCAUUACCGCCUUCUAUAGAAUCGGGAUAACCCAUGCUCUACCUUGGUCAUACAAAGAAACCGACUCCUCUGGAAAAUCGUACUGGACGGGGUACUGCGUCGACUUUACCGAAGAGCUAGCCAAAAUUAUGGGUUUCCGGUACGAGUUCGUCGAACCCAAGAAAGGUACUUUUGGGAAAAAGCGCAACGGGGUUUGGAACGGCGUGAUCGGAGAUUUAGCAACAGGGGAAACCGAUCUUGCAAUAACCGCACUAAUAAUGACCGCGGAUAGAGAAGAAGUGAUUGACUACGUGGCACCGUAUUUUGAACAAACCGGAAUAACGAUUGUGAUGCGAAAACCCGUCCGCAAAACGUCUUUGUUCAAAUUUAUGACAGUACUGAAGUUGGAAGUGUGGCUUAGUAUAGUCGGAGCGUUGAUUAUCACAGGGUUCAUGGUCUGGUUUUUGGACAAAUAUUCACCCUAUAGCGCCCGAAACAACAAGAAAGCGUACCCUUAUCCUUGCAGGGAAUUUACACUGAAAGAGAGCUUCUGGUUUGCUUUGACUUCUUUUACCCCUCAAGGAGGAGGAGAAGCCCCUAAAGCUCUCUCCGGACGGACUCUAGUAGCCGCUUAUUGGCUCUUCGUGGUACUUAUGUUGGCCACUUUUACCGCAAACUUGGCUGCUUUUUUAACUGUAGAACGCAUGCAGACUCCUGUUCAAAGUCUAGAACAACUAGCAAAACAAUCUAGAAUCAACUACACGGUUGUCAAAGACUCCGACACCCAUCAGUACUUCAUCAACAUGAAGCACGCCGAAGACACUCUAUACAGAAUGUGGAAAGAACUCACCUUGAAUGCGUCCACAGACGAUACGCAGUACCGCGUUUGGGACUACCCAAUUCGGGAACAAUACGGCCACAUUCUUCUGGCUAUAAAUGAUUCGAAUCCGGUCACCACAGCCGCCGAAGGAUUCAGAAUCGUGAAUGAGCACACAGAUGCUGAUUUUGCUUUCAUUCACGAUUCGUCUGAAAUCAAGUACGAGAUCAGCAGGAACUGCAACCUUACUGAAGUAGGUGAAGUGUUUGCCGAGCGACCUUAUGCUGUGGCUGUUCAGCAAGGGAGUCACCUGCAGGACGAAAUCAGCAAGACGAUUUUGAAUUUGCAAAAGGAUAGGUUUUUCGAGCAGUUGCAAGGAAAGUACUGGAACCACACAGCUAAGGGGGGGUGUGCGAGUACUGAUGACAAUGAAGGGAUAACUUUGGAGAGUUUAGGUGGUGUUUUUAUAGCGACGCUUUUCGGGUUAGCGCUAGCCAUGAUUACGCUGGUUGGUGAAGUUCUUUAUUAUAGAAGAAAGGGGAAAGUGGGUAGUUCGGAUGCCAAAAAAUCGAAACCUGGAGCAGGUGGUGACAACUGGAAGCAAACGAAUUUGGUUCCUAUCACCCUGGUUGAUAAAGACAAGCAACCGAUUACUUUUGGAACGGAGUUCAAACCUGUGACCAGAAAUAGAGACUUGUCGGAAUUGGGGCAGAUUAGGUUGUAUCCGAGAUCUAGAAACAGAAUUACCCAAGUAACAGACAAAUAGAAUGCAUUUUUUUGAAAGUGAAAUUAGUAGACGUUUAGUUUGUUUACUUUUAAGUAUGAUUACUAAGUUAUAUUUUAAAGUGCACUUAAACUUGACACGACACGAUAUAGUGGAAUUUUAAUUAUAUAUCUUUAACUGUUGUUUUACUGAAGUAAUUUGGGACAACAGCAACGUUAUAUAUGUAUCUAGAAUAAUAUAGACAACACGUAUUGUGUUAAAAAUUAAAUAGCCAUUUCACACACCUGUAAAUAUUUUUAAUAAAAUUAGUGCACAUGAUCAUUUCUCUAGAACGAAAGUUCCACUGUAUUUGAAUAAAUGUAACUAUGUAGUAAAA